AUGUUUUUUGACUUACAGGCUGUGAACUCAAAUGGAGAAGAGGGAGGUAAAGUAAAAUUUUAUGCGAAAAAAAACAGAAAACAGCUGUACAUUGACUCUAUCGAAACUAAAAAAUAAAGAAAACUUUCCUUUUCAACAUACAUGCACUUAAGCUUGCCUAAUAUCUACUACGAUCAAGGUCGCGAUAUAAAGAAAAAUACCAUGUAAAGCCAAAAGACUUCUUUGAAGCAGGGACGGGAAGAGGUUGAAUAUCACUAACAACUCGAAACAACCACGGUGGGACAAAUAGCCCCAUUCCGGUAAAUCGAUUCUAUCGCCAGAUGAAGUCCUGCAGUACAACCUCUAUAUACAGGUUUCCGUCUAUUGUCCUUCUCCUACGAUCACAUUUUAUCCUCAUUUCUGUAUUAUUUUAAUUAUUGUAACUGUUUGUCUCAUUUACACUUAGGUUUUCUAGCCCCUGAUGAAGGUUAACUUUGCCUAACCAAAAAAUAUUGGGCAAAUAAAAUACCCAUCCAUGGCUAUGCGAUCAGUCGUAGCUUCAAUUUCAAACAGCUGAAUUAACUAAAUGUCAUGAAAGAUAUUGUUCAUCGUGCUUAAUGUGUAUAAUAAAGGUUCGUUUAUCUUUUUUCUCACGAUUGUCCCUCAGACUUUAAUCACGAAGUUUCGACCGCGCAAAACUGCAGGACUUCAUUAGGCGAUACAGUCAAAUAAUAUAAAAAUAUAAAUGCUUAAGUAGAUUACUAGAUAGAUUAAUCUCGUUUUAACUGGAUUACAAAACACUUCGUAUUGAUUUUUAUAGAGUGUUUCGCGCCAGCCAUUGGCAUGGAGACGGGUGUAAUUCUUGAUUCCCAAAUGACCGCGUCAAGUGAACAUGAUUUCGCCAAAGUACCUUUCGUUAGGUUAAACGCAAACAUCUCUGCGUGGUGUCCCACAGGGGAUAUCGAGCUAACUGAAUGGGCUCAGGUAAAAAGAGUCAUAAAUAUUUGAUAUACAGUGAAUUAGCGUUUUGAAGCAUUCGUUUUAUAACAUACCUGAUUUACAGUGAGAAAUUUAGUUCGCUCUUCGGAUUAAGAAUGAGGAUGAACCCUGCGGAUGAACCUCCCAAACCAUCCAAGCCUCUCACAGAAAUUCUCGGGAUCUUUUUGCAUGUUUUUACUGCCAUAUAUUUAUCAACGAAUCUUAACAAAUAAAAUAUUAGAUCUUAUAUCAUAGCCUACCAGAACAUUUCUGCUGAUGCAGCCUUUAUCUUCUUUAAUAUCCCAUUCAGAUUGAUCUUGGUCGACUAUACCGAAUGUGUGCUGUAGCUACACAAGGAAAUCCCGGUGGAAACAAAGAUUAUUUGAAAGAAAUUAAACUUGGGUGGUCUAACGAUAACAUCACAUGGGAAACAAGCGCAAAG
Molecule: messenger RNA, 1399 nt
Organism: Porites evermanni
Lineage: Eukaryota; Metazoa; Cnidaria; Anthozoa; Scleractinia; Poritidae
Source: the annotation of a GenBank genome assembly